AUGGCAGACCCAAUUCCACCGAAGAAGACGAAAGGCCAGCAAAAGAUCGAAGUCAAACCGAUGGAUGACGCCAAAAAGCGCAGUGUUACCUUCACAAAACGUAGAGCUGGCCUUUUUAAGAAGGCAGACCAGCUCUGUGCUCUCACCGGCGCCGAAGUGGCUCUCAUGGUGAUCUCUCCGGGAGGCAAGCCGUUCACGUUCGGCAGCCCCGCCGUCGACGCCGUGAUAGCGAGGUACAAGAGUCGCCGACGGUGGAUCAGCAGAAACCUGAGAUUAGGGAAAUCAUGGAACAGUUGGCGUACGAGGAUAAGCGAGCAGAGGAACUGA
Molecule: messenger RNA, 327 nt
Organism: Neltuma alba
Lineage: Eukaryota; Viridiplantae; Streptophyta; Magnoliopsida; Fabales; Fabaceae
Product: agamous-like MADS-box protein AGL62
Exons: 1
Coding region: 1-327 (108 amino acids)
Biological process (GO): regulation of transcription by RNA polymerase II
Molecular function (GO): RNA polymerase II cis-regulatory region sequence-specific DNA binding; protein dimerization activity; DNA-binding transcription factor activity, RNA polymerase II-specific
Source: RefSeq, a predicted model, not a curated record